Messenger RNA from Aspergillus glaucus CBS 516.65, 4395 nucleotides. RefSeq names its product putative ABC multidrug transporter (gene abcB). Gene Ontology annotation, biological process: transmembrane transport. Gene Ontology annotation, molecular function: ATP hydrolysis activity; ABC-type transporter activity; ATP binding. The transcript has 6 exons. NCBI's taxonomy places the organism in Eukaryota, Fungi, Ascomycota, Eurotiomycetes, Eurotiales, Aspergillaceae. The coding region runs from base 1 to 4395 and encodes 1464 amino acids. The record is from RefSeq and is a predicted model, not a curated record. Gene Ontology annotation, cellular component: membrane.
AUGGUUCCUGCGGCCUGUCUAGAGGCCGACAGGUCCUUUGGGCCCUCUGUGCCUCCUGGAUGCCGGAGUGGCUUCGAUUUCACCCUGUAUUUUGAGCAGAUCGUCUUGUCCAUUGUCCCCGCGGUGCUGUUUCUGGUCUUUGCCGCAGUGCGCCUUGUCCGUCUGUUGCGUGCCAGUAUCAUCACAGCGCCAUCCUGGAUUCAUACAGUUAAAUUAGGCACAAUUUCCGCACUUGUCGCGCUUCGUUUGGUACUUCUCGUUCUCUGGUGCCUGCCCUCGAGUGCCCGCAACGACGCUUCAAUUCCGUCUGCCGCUUUGUCACUUGCAACAGCUCUCGCCAUUGCGAUAAGCUCUCAUUACGAACACACCCGGUCGAUCCGUCCUUCUGCGGUGUUGAACAUAUAUUUAUUCUUUUCUGUGUUAUGCGAUGUGACCCAAGCACGAACGCUCUGGUUACGCCAUGUCGCAAUCUCCAUUCCGGCUGUUUUCACGGCGGGAUUGGCAAUCCAGCUGUGUAUUGCAUAUCUAGAAGCCCGCGAAAAGAACCUUAUUCCCGGUGGAGUCGAGGAAAAGCUCACACCCGAAAGUACAAGUAGUGUGUACAAUCUCAGCGUAUUCUGGUGGUUGAAUCGCCUAUUCUUAAGAGGUUAUAAAAAACCUCUGGCCUUGGACGAUCUGUACCCUCUCGAAACCAACCUAGCAUCAAAGAAGCUGGGAGACGGCAUAGCCAAAGCCUGGUCGCAAACAAAACAAAGCAGAACUCACUCUCUCCUAGUUGCGGCCUCGUCUGCGUUGCGAUGGCCUCUGUUGACGCCGAUCCCAGCUCGUCUUGCAUUGAUUGGGUUCAAAUACUGUCAGCCAUUUCUUCUAUCUGCUGCAGUAGACUAUGUGGACCGUGCCCAGGACAAUCGUUCCCAAAAUGUCGGCUAUGGUUUGAUCGGUGCAACGGGCCUCAUUUAUCUUGGUAUCGCCUUGAGCACCGGCAUCUACAAUUUCAAGGUUUACCGUACAACGACGAUGCUUCGAGGCUCUCUGGUUAGCAUCAUUUACAAAAAGACCCUGAAAAUCCGCCUUAGCGAUGCCAAAAAAUCAGCCGCUAUCACUCUCGCAAGCUCGGACGUCGAUCGGAUUGGCCUCUCACUUGAGAGCGCUCAUGAGAUCUGGGCCAGUAGUGUCGAGUCCAUCAUAGCCAUCAUCCUCUUGGAGCGCCAACUCGGAUGGGCCUGUAUUGCCCCAGUUCUCCUCGCAUUCUUCGCAACAGCUUCUAACACCUGGAUCGCCCGGUAUAUACCAGGGCGACAGCGCGAAUGGAGUGCUGCAAUCCAGAAACGGGUCACCAUGACUUCCUCAGUGCUUCGAAAUAUGAAAAGCGUCAAAAUGACCGGUCUGAGUGAUACGGUUGAAAGUAUCAUUCAGAAUGCUAGAGUAUACGAAUUGGAUCUCUCCAAACGCUACCGUAGCUUUUUUGCAUACAUGUCUAUUUUAGCGUCUAUUCCCGUUCAACUAUCAUCUCCCUUUACCUUCCUCAUAUUCAUCACUGGCGUGCAAUGGUACGGAGGUCAGGUCCCAGCUGCACGCGCAUUUUCAUCCCUGUCCCUGAUACAGCUCCUCACUACGCCUCUUCAAAAAGUACUUUCUUCCUUUCCAUCUUUUGCGGCAUCGUUGGGGUCCUUCACCCGAAUUCAGACCUAUCUACUUCUUGAUGACCGGGUUGAUGGCAGGAUACUAGACAUAGACUCACAUUCCUCUCCACCUUCAACACCACCAGGGACUCACCGAAACGGCAUGAAACUACAAAGCAUGGUCCCCAAGAGGGGCGAAUUAUUCCAACCAGGUCAAUAUCAUGCUGUGUCAUGUCGGGAUGGCGGGUUUGCUGCUUUGCCAGGUGGCAAGAUAAUACUUCACAAUAUCGACCUCGAAUGUGCAGUUGGCUCGCUCACCAUGGUCAUUGGAUCAAUUGGAUCGGGCAAGACCAUGUUGUUGAACGCAAUUUUAGGGGAGAUUGAGAUUUCGCAGGGAUGUCUACAGUCACAAUUCUCACAGAUAGCCUACUGCCCACAGACACCGUGGGUGAUCAAUGCCAGCAUCAGGGAGAAUAUCCUUGAUCACACUCCAUAUGACAAAAAGUGGUAUGAGAAAGUGCUUUGGUGCUGUGCAUUGGAUGAAGAUAUACAGUAUAUGGCCGACGGAGAUGAAACAAAAGUUGGGAGUCGCGGCAUAACCUUGAGCGGCGGACAGAAACAGCGACUAUCUCUAGCUAGAGCUGUGUAUGCUCGUAAGAACUUGAUGUUACUCGACGAUGUACUCAGUGCUCUUGAUGCGCGGACGGAAAAGCUUGUAUUUGAGCGCCUCUUUUCUCAACAUGGCCUGUUCCGAAGUCAUAAUACGACGGUCAUUUUGGUGAGCCAUGCUGUUCAUCAGAUUCGCGCUAUGGAUAUAAUCAUCGUUCUUGAAAAUGACGGCAAGAUUGCCCAACAGGGAACGUUCGAGUCUCUGAGUUCGCAGGAUGGCUACGCCAAAUACCUGUUACAAAACCUCACGAGCGAGAAAGCAGUCGAAGAUGGUAUACCAGAGAGUGAACUUGGCGAUGCCUCAUCCAAGAUAUCAAGAAAGCAAGCACAAGUCACCACUGCAUCAGUAUCAUAUGAUGGGGAAAAGAAGCGAGCACCAAGCGACACGGCAGUUUUUGCAUAUUACUUCAAGUCAAUUGGGGCGUGGCUCGCUUUUGUGUUCCUUAUCACAACUGUUAUUUCUACCUUCUGUACAAAUUUCCCUCAGAUCUGGGUGCAGUGGUGGACCACGUCUAGAUUAUCAAAUAAUGGAAGCUUCCUAGGUGCCUUUUUCGGCUUUGCGGUCGCUGCAAUUCUCACCAAUGCUGCAUCAAUUUGGUGCAUGAUGAUUAUCAUUGUUCCAAUCUCGGCGGCCAAACUACACUGGCAACUACUGCAUGCUGUACUUUGCGCGCCACUUUCAUUCUUCUCGUCUACAGACUCUGGUGUGACGCUCAAUCGGUUCAGCCAAGAUAUGUCUCUGAUCAACAGCCGGUUGCCAGUCUCCACGAUGCAAGCAACUACCAUGGCACUGCAGACACUCGCCCAGAUUGGGCUCAUGGCCACAGGCUCUACAUACUUCGCGGUAUUUAUUCCUGUAGUAAUGGUGGCUACUUGGCUACUCCAAAAGUUUUAUCUUCGUACCUCGCGCCAGCUUCGAUUACUUGACUUGGAACAAAAGUCUCCCUUAUUCUCCAGCAUAUCUGAGACCCUUGAGGGUCUGCCAAUCAUCCGGGCGUUCGGUCGGCAAGAGGAAUAUGAAGCAAGAAAUUCAGAGCGAUUGGACACGUCACAGCGACCAGUUUAUCUACUCUACUGUAUACAACGAUGGCUUAACUUUGUGCUGGAUCUGAUAAUUGCGGCCCUGGCUGUUCUUCUCAUGACUCUGGCAACCCAAUUGCCUAAUUCUACGAGCGGCGCAUCUCUCAGUGUUGCCCUUCUUAAUGUCCUUAACUUCAGUCAGAGUCUUGCCCAGUUUAUUUAUUACUACACAGACCUUGAGACCUCUCUACAGGCUGUGGCCAGGGUCAAGGAUUAUGUUGAAACAACAGAACCAGAGGAUUCUUCGCUGACAGGAGGAGCCCUGACAUUCCCGCCCAAAGACUGGCCUACUCAGGGCUCCAUUAAAUUCUGUGGUACCACUGCUUCAUAUACAAUGAUCUCAGACACAGUGGUGAAUGGCGUUUCCUUUCAUAUCCAACCGGGUCAUAAGAUUGGUAUUUGUGGUCGAACUGGAAGUGGAAAGUCCUCACUACUAUCCGCUCUCUUCCGUAUGAUGGAGCUACGCGGCGGUGGUAUUUACGUGGACAAUAUCGAUCUUUCUACAAUUCCACGGCAGAUAGUGCGAUCACGCUUGAUUGCCAUCCCACAGGAACCUUUCUUCCCUCCGGGGACUGUUUGCUUUAACAUGUCCCCUUCAGGGACUGUGGCCAAUGAUCAAAUCAUCACUGCACUUGAGAAAGUAGGACUAUGGUCACUUAUUCAACAGCACGGGGGCCUAGACAGUAACAUAGAUACCCUUUCCCUAUCACACGGCCAGCAGCAGUUAUUCUGCUUAGCUCGUGCCAUGCUGCGACCUGGGAUGAUUCUUGUGCUGGACGAAGCGACAAGCAACGUCGACUGGGAGACAGAUGAUAAGAUUCAAAAGGUUAUUAGGGAGGAGUUUCAGAAUCGAACGAUCCUGACAGUCGCACAUCGACUGACAACGAUUUUGGAUAGCGACCAGGUAAUUGUGAUGGGUCACGGCACAGUGCUGGAGGCUGGACCUCCUGAUGAGUUAUUGACUCAGCGUGGUCAUUUUUGGGAGCUUUAUGAUGCUCAGACGGCCAAUUAUUCAACUCAAUGA